AUCCCGGGGAGAGAGGGACGGGGCAUUGCAAGCGGGUGUGUGUGUGUGUGCGCGCGCGCGCUGGGGGGGGGGGGGGCUGUGUUGGUCAGGGCACAUAUGCACCUGGAGCUUUGUUGUGGAAAGCCUGGUUACCUGGUAAGUGGAUGCUGCCAUAGGAACUUUGCUCGCAGGCACAAAAGAAAAAGCGGGACCUGACCUAGCGCACCGCAGCAAGGGGACGCCCUUCAGAAAUGCCACUACGGCUGCCGCAGGAGUAAGGAGGCUCCGGAGUUGGACUCUUGGAAGCCCCACUUUGGCGGCGGUGGCGGCUUCUCAGGGCCACUACAGCACAAGGGCGAGAGCAGGACGCCUUCGCCUCACUGGUCAGUCCCGAGCCCGUGGGAAAGGACCUGAAGAGCGCCAUGGCAUAAGAGAGGGAACUGUGGAUCAGAAAAGACUCAGACAUUAGGAGUGGUUGGUCUUCAUUGUUCUUGGCUUAAUGCACUAUGGAUAACUCUCUGACAGUGGACUGAUGUCUUCACCAUCUGGGGAUUUGUACUGCAUAUUUUUAAGAGUGCCAUCACUUGACAAUGAAUGCGAGGUCAUGCAGCAUGAGCCAGCGGACAACAAGUACUCCUCACAGGCCUGGGAUGGUCACUGCACAGCAGAUUCCACCUGUUAGAAUUCACACAGGAACUCCUUGCUCUUCAUCUAAUUGUAGCACCACAAACCCAGCUAUUGGAAACCUAUUUACCAACUUGCACUUAAAGGCGUCUCUCGGCGGAGGUGUUGCUCCUCAGAGCAAUGUAACUGAUAGCAACAUCCACUUCCCUGCUUUAAGUCCCAGGAGACAAAUGGUUACAAAUGGGAAGCCUUUAUUCCAAGUCCCACAACCAUCAGGGCUACCAGCCCCACAGUCUUUGAAGCCAAAACAUCAGGAGUUUGGAAACAGUUUCACUACAAGUACAGUUAAAGGGGGUCUUGCCUAUGGGUCUCGGUGCAAGUCUAUUGGAAAAAGCAGCUGUAACAACUUAAUAGUCACCAGCAGUCCCAUGAUGGUUCAGCGGCUGGGACCUCUAUCUCCUCCUGCACACCAGGUCUCAACAGCGUGCAACCAAAUCAGCCCUAAUUUACAAGGGGCUAUGAAUGCUACAAACCCAAAUAUACCUCCAUCUGAUACAAGGUCCCUUAUGUCACGUGAAUCUUUGGCAUCCACAACCCUGAGUCUGUCAGAAAGUCAAUCAAUACAGAGUGUAAAACAAGAGUGGUUUCAUGGUUACAGGAUUUUUCCUACUCUUCCUUCCAAUCUAGACUCCCAGAAUGGCAGUGAACUGGGGGACAUCACAAGUGUCACAUCUGGGAUGACCAUGUCCAGCAAUAUCUCUAACACAUUACCACCUUACUUGUUUGGUGUGGAAAACAAUUCACCCUUCCCUAGUCCUCACCAUUCUUCAACUAGAUCUCAUUCAGCCAAAAAGAGGGCCCUUUCCUUGUCCCCUUUGUCUGAUGGCAUUGGGAUCGACUUCAAUACAAUCAUACGUACAUCCCCCACCUCUCUUGUUGCUUACAUAAAUGGUUCAAGGACAUCUCCAUCAAACACCUCCCCUCAACCUGAAGUCUAUGGUCAUUUUUUGGGAAUAAGGGGAAGUUGUAUUCCCCAGACUUGUGCUAUUCCAAAUCCACAAAAAAGGCUUCUUGUGUCUAAUGGCAAUGUUUCCCUCCCAAGUUACAGUGAAAAUGGGAAUACCGAAUAUCACCGCAUGCAACAACUGGAGCAAAACACUCUGCAACCAGCAGUCACGAACAACAUGGUGGUUCAACAAGGUCUGUCUCUCCUAGAGAGCCAAUCUAUGGGCAUAUUAAAAAAUGGACAUGUGGAUGGUUUUUCUGGAAGCACAACUGACAUUCCUUCUGCUCCUCCACUGACUCUCCCUGUUCUUCCUCCUCCACAUGGUCCACCACCACCAUACCAUGCACAUCAGCAUGAUCUCAUAAACCAUUCCCGCCAGCUUUCCCUGCCACCAUCUGUCCAAGGCCCUCUUUUAGAUGAGGAUGGUGAAUUGGAUGAUUUUAAUGGCAAGCAUUGUUGUCGUUGGAUAGACUGCAGUGCUACCUAUGACCAGCAAGAGGAACUUGUGCGGCAUAUAGAAAAAAUUCACAUAGACCAAAGGAAAGGAGAGGAUUUCACUUGUUUCUGGGCUGGGUGCCCUAGAAGAUACAAGCCAUUUAAUGCUCGUUACAAACUGUUGAUUCAUAUGAGAGUGCAUUCAGGAGAGAAGCCAAACAAAUGUACGUUUGAAGGCUGCAAGAAGGCCUUUUCUAGACUAGAAAAUCUGAAGAUUCAUUUAAGGAGCCACACUGGAGAAAAACCCUACCUUUGCCAGCAUCCGGGCUGUCAAAAAGCAUUCAGUAAUUCCAGCGAUCGAGCCAAGCACCAGAGGACACACCUGGACACUAAACCUUACGCUUGCCAGAUUCCUGGAUGCACCAAACGAUACACAGAUCCAAGUUCUCUGAGGAAACAUGUAAAGGCCCAUUCUUCCAAAGAUCAGCAGGCCAGGAAAAAGUUGCGCUCAAGUACAGAACUUGACCAAGACAUUCUCAAUGACUGUCUCACUAUUCAGCCUCUCCAACCACCUGCAUCUCCACUUAAUGCUUCGGAUACCACAGUCAGACGAUCACCGGGUCCUGUGCAUGAUGUUUACACAGCUGCACUGUUCUCCAGCACUCACUCAAGUCGAAGUGGAACUGCUGCAGGGCCUGGGCCUCCGUCACAUGCUGUGAGCCACAUGUCACCAGGGCACAAUGUACAUGGCAACCCUCACAACCCGAUAGCCCCUGUCACAGCAGGCGACUCAGGAACUGAGAGAUUUUCAGCUUCUGCUCCUUUUUCUCAUCGUAUAAGCCCCAGGAGAAUUCCUGCUGCCUCUUCUCUGAUGCAGAAACGGACACCGCAGUCGGCUAAUAUCCAGCAAGUCGUGGGAACCCAUUUGAAAACAUAUGAGCCAUUAACAACCUCCCCAUUUCAGCCAAACAGCAUCCAAAUCCAAGGUGUUUAUGGGCAAUUGCAAACUUUCUGUUCUCCCCAUUAUGCCGACAAUCAAAGAAGUAUACAACAUGGUGGAACAUGUAAUAUGGUCCCUCCUUUUGAAGAUUGCCUUGUACCUACAUCUAUGGGUCAAGCAGGUUUUGAUGUUUUCCACAGAGCAUUUUCAGCGCAUUCUGGUAUUACAGUUUAUGAUCUUCCAUCAGGCUCCGCAGGUAUCUUUGGAGAACCAUUACGCAAUGCUGCUGAGGAUUCCAAUUUCCUUCAGAUAAAUGCUGUAGACCGUUGCCCUAGUCAACUUUCUUCAGUUUAUACUGAAGGCUGAGGAAGAAGAAACUACAAUCAGCAUAUAAUUUAAUCGGAACCACUCUGUUGCAUAUCAUCUCUUUCCUGGUCAGGACAAGUGCUAAAGGUAUUGCUCAAACAAUGAAGAAAACAUAGAAAGCACCCAACUUCUCAGAUUCCUAUAAUGGAAGGAGUUGGGGAACGCUGGUUAAAAAUUACUUGCCAAAGUGUGAGCAUUUGCAUCUUUAUUGGAACCUUUUCUGUGGCAAACCCACUGUCUUCUCAAAGGGAAUGAACAAGAAAACUAAUGCUUGAUACAUUUUAAAACAAACUGGAGAAGUUUUCGGAAUAGUUUUCAAAAACCUUAUGUAGGAACUCUGUAAAAUUAGCAGCCACUAUGAACCUUUUGUACAAGCUGAGUUUCUUGUACAAUGAGCCUGUCUUAUGGCGCAUUGGAAUCUAAGCACACAAUUGUGCAGAAAAUCAGGGGGAAGGGAAAAUCAUUUCUGAAGCAUACUGUGGCACCAGCUGGUGGUGAUGAUAGGACUGUUACAACUUCUUUCUGAAAUCAAGGCACAUCACUUUUGGAUUUGUUAAUACUCUUUUUGACAUCACAGUAUUAACUGUAUUAUUUUAAAGAGACAAAAUUGUUGGUGGUAUUUUAGCAGCAAUCCAUUGAAUACAAAACUGGAUAUUGAAUAAUGCUUUAUAAUUUAAUUAAUAUUUAUAUCCCAUGUGUAAAACCCUCUGCAUAGAAGGCUUUGUAAAAAAAAAAAAAAGUACACAUUUGAGUAUAUGUCCCCCCACCCCACCCCCAUUAACGCUUGCAAAUAUUUUAAGCCAUUUCCAGCGAACUCCAAUGUAGCUUGAUGUUCUUGCAAGAAGAGUGGGGGUAAAUUCACUGCUGCUGCCAGAGAAGAAAGGAUGCAUCUAGUCUUAAAAGCAUAGGGGUGUGUGUGUGUGUGUGUGUGUGUGUGUGUGAGAGAGAGAGAGAGAGAGAGAGAGAGAGAGAGAGAGAGAGAGAGAGAGAGAGAGAGAGAUUUGUAUCAGGGCUGUGCAGCAUAAUAUAGCACUUUCCCGAUGCUGUUUCAAUGAAAAAGGCAUCCUCCCAAAGCUGCUAUUUACUGUACAGAGGGGGAAAGACAGUGUGUAGUGUGUAGAUAUAAUACACAACUCACCCACCACUGCCCUCACAGCUAAUAGCAGCUUUGGGAAGGCAUAUUUUCAAGUCACAAAAAGGAAAGAUUAAACUCCCCUCUCCCAGCACAUGGUGCCUCUGGUACAAAUUGAGGGCCCCACACCUUCUUUUUGGACUAAAAGAAGACAUCAAGAGAGCCGACCACAGACCACCCAUAUCACGUUGUUCGGCCAUCGGUGUUCAGCAAUGGUGCCUCUGCAUGACACGAUGCCAUUGGCUUUGUCUCUCCCAAACUCUAUGGGACUUCUUCAGAAAGGACUGUGAUUCUGUACAGUUUGUUGGUGUUCAAGCAUUCUUAAACGACCGGGUUUUUAUUUCUUAUUUCUCUUUUCCUUCUGUGCUUCCUAUCAGCUGAAAAACUUGGCAGGCCAGAUUUCAAAUCUACCCCAAAAGAAAUCAUGUUGCUGAUAGUCUGCAUUGCAUAGUUAUAACCCUGGGUAACUAGUUAAAAAUGAAUAUUCAUGUUCAAGAUAUGGUCUUUGUCAUAGUUACACUGUUAGGUAAUAAAAGCCACAGCCUUAUUUAUGCAAUGCGUAUUUGUAGGCCAUUCAUUCAUGUUGUGACCAAAACAUUUUAGACAUUUCUUAAUGUUCAUGUUUCUUGUUAAUUGCGUAUUGCAGCAGAGGAACAAAAUGUGAAGAUGUCAAGGGCCAAAGGAAUUACUGCAGCUGAGAAUCACUUAAGAGUUGGCAUAAGAAUUUUUGAAAUCAUGAAACACACCUCUAAAAAUUACAGUAUUAUCUUGGAAAUCUAAUAAGGUUAAGGCAAUUGAAGCUGUUCAUGAAUUUAAACUGAGAUGCUGCAGCCAUAUUUUAAAACAAAGUCCUGUGGUUAUGAAAGCUAAGCUCAGGCACUCUGCUUCAUCAAAGGUGAUCCAUGCAUGUGUUCCCUUAGUGAAUCAGAUCCUGAAUGCACUUUACCCUACCGUUUCUAUUCCAUGUUCAGCACCUAGUGAUCCAUUCCAGAUGUGGUGAUGCACACUGGAUCAGAUCUGCACAUGCAGUACAUUAGAGCUGAUCAGCCUUCACAGUGACAGCCACCUCUUUUUGUGAAGUAGAAUCAAGAUCAGCUUUGUCAAAGCUGACUAUGGCAGCUGUCUAGACAGAGUACAUAGAACAUAGGAAGCCGCCAUAUACCAAGUCAGAUCAUUGGCCCAUUUAGCUCAGUCCUAUCUUCACAGACUGGUAGCAGCUUCUCCAAGGUAACAGGCAGGAGUCUCUCUCAACACUAUCUUGGAGAUGCCAUGGAGGGAACUUGGAACCUUCUGCAUGCAAGCAUGUGGGUGCUCUUCCCAGAGCAGCCCCAUCCCCUAAGGGGAAUAACUUAA
Molecule: messenger RNA, 5835 nt
Organism: Hemicordylus capensis (graceful crag lizard)
Lineage: Eukaryota; Metazoa; Chordata; Lepidosauria; Squamata; Cordylidae
Gene: GLIS3
Product: GLIS family zinc finger 3
Exons: 12
Coding region: 570-3350 (926 amino acids)
Biological process (GO): regulation of transcription by RNA polymerase II
Cellular component (GO): nucleus
Molecular function (GO): RNA polymerase II cis-regulatory region sequence-specific DNA binding; DNA-binding transcription factor activity, RNA polymerase II-specific
Source: RefSeq, a predicted model, not a curated record